AUGUCAACGACAGUCAGUACCCGAGGAUCAGUCUUGGCAUCCAGGAGUAGCAGCGUCGUCGCAACCAAGAUCUUCAUCGACUUAGUACCUGAGUACUACCAACUGCAGUCAUGUGCAGUACCACCAGUCUCCGCUAUCGUUCGUGCGAUGGCGUCGGGAUGUGGUGAUGGAUCUCAGAUGACUUCAUACGUGUGCUUUUGCUAUGACAGCUCUACACAUUACAACAGCCUUAUUGGUGCCGAUGUUUCGACUGCCUGUAAUGAUCAGGCACAGGCUACUUCUGCCCAGGAUGUAUUCUCCAAGUACUGCCAAAUGGGUUUAACUCGAGGAAUCACACCGGUCGCUGCAACUGCUUCGACCACGGGUGUGGCUCCCGCAAAAACAUUGAUUUCGCCAUUGAGCUCGGCGGUGUCCAGCAUGACACAGAACAGUUCAUCGGUGACGUCGAGUUCGUCCGCGAACUCGGUCGCUUCAGCUGCCACAACACCUUCAUCUACGCCCACUCCCAAGAGUUCGAGUGAUCGAACGACUACAAUCGCAGUUGCGGUGGUCGUCCCCGUUGUAGUCAUCGCUCUCAUCCUUGGUCUAUUCUUGGCCUACCGCCGUCGACAACCAAACCCAGAAACUUCGGAGAUGGGAGAGGGCAAGAUAGAAGAGAUGCCUGGUGAUUUACCAACUGAGGAGUACGAAAAGAGUACUGCGGAGCUGGCAACGGUAACCCACACUACCUAUGCGGAGCUGCCAGGAGAUCGAAGGAGUUUGGUGGAGUUGCCGAUAUCCAAGGACGGCACAAAUGUUUUCCAGUCAAGUGCGCGAGGCACCCAGAUGGUUCUUGGUCAUACUUCGUAG
Messenger RNA from Parastagonospora nodorum SN15, 849 nucleotides. RefSeq lists its product as hypothetical. The record is from RefSeq and is a predicted model, not a curated record. NCBI's taxonomy places the organism in Eukaryota, Fungi, Ascomycota, Dothideomycetes, Pleosporales, Phaeosphaeriaceae. The transcript is spliced from 3 exons. The coding region runs from base 1 to 849 and encodes 282 amino acids.